Messenger RNA from Stegodyphus dumicola, 620 nucleotides. RefSeq lists its product as uncharacterized. Lineage: Eukaryota; Metazoa; Arthropoda; Arachnida; Araneae; Eresidae. The record is from RefSeq and is a predicted model, not a curated record.
AGUUGUAUUUUUGCAAGUGCAAUUCAUAAAUUGCUUUUAGAGUAGCGCAAGCACUAAAAGCAGAAUUUGAUUUAUAACUCAACAGAAAGGAAGAUGCAUAUUCUCAGCAGGAAGAAACGCGUCAAACGCAUUCCUCCACGUAAAUCUCCAACGCAGACGACUAUUCGACAAAAUAUGGAUCCUGGUGAAAACCGAAAUGCUUUUGGACUCAAUUAUGACAAAAUAACCCUGAAGCUUGGCAAGGAAAAUGCAGAUUUUGAGGAUGGCAAAUGGUUGCUGCCUUCAGACAGUCUAACACCGUUAGUGGCAAGAAUAGAACUCGAGAAACUGACGAAAGAAUGCAGGAGACUUAUAGAAGAAAACAACUUCUUGAAGGUGAAGAUGGAAGUUUUGAUGAAUUUGUUGGCGGAGCAGCAGGCGAAAGAUGCCCUUGAUGUUGAUGACGUAUCAGAAAGACCAAACAAAUCACCGGAUUUAGAGAAGUAUUGACGUAGAUGUGCUAUAACUGACAUAAACUAAUAAAAAAAUAUCUGUAAUUGAUGUAAUUAACUUGAAUUCGAUGUCUUAUUUUUGGCAUGACACAGCAUAAUUAAGAUUAAAUAAACGCAUUUUUUUGGUUC